UAUAUAUGAGGAAGAAAAAAGAAAUAUAUAUAUAUGGGGGGAACUUAGUAGACUUUGCCAUGACAGCUUUAUACAGUAAAGAUGACGUUUCCUCCGGAGUCACGUGACUCUUUACAGUAAGUCCAACAUGGCAGACGGAGUGGAUCUUACGCGGUAACUAAACGCAACAUUUUCAACUGGAAACGGAGGCGUUCAACAGUCCGCAAGAAGACGUCAACAAUGAGGGAGAGACAGACGAAGAAGAAGGGGAGGACGUGGGCGGAAGCCGCAAAAACGGUUUUGGAGAAAUAUCCCAAGACGCCCAUGAGCCACAAAGAGAUCUUGCAGGUGAUCCAAAGAGAAAGACUGAAGGAAAUAAGUGGAACCUCGCCGCUGGCAUGUCUGAACGCAAUGCUGCACACAAACUCUCGUGGAGAGGAGGGGAUCUUCUACAAAGUCCCAGGCAGAAUGGGGGUCUACACAUUAAAGAAGGACAUCUCGGACGCGGCGAAGGAGCUGUCCGAGGAGAGCACCAAAGAGAGCAGCGACAACCUGUCGGAUUCCCAAAGCACGGAAAACAGCAGCGGUGCUGUCGCAGGAGACGUCAGGAGAGGCCGGUGGAUGCGAAGAGUUCCCUCCAAGCUGCAGUCACAGCUGUCGUCGCCGCAGCCUCGAUGCCCGCCGCCCUCCGUCCCCGGUAAACUCAUCUCUCCGUCGCAGAAGCAUGGCAAGAAAGCUCUGAAGCAGGCCCUGAAGCAGCAGAGAAACCAGCGCAGACAGCGGGGGAGGAUGCCGACCACCUCCAGCCCCAGACUGCUCCUGAAAACCAUCAAAGACAUGGCUGACAACAUCGCCUCCAAGACGGACUCGUGCCACCCAGUCGUCCCUCGGAAGGCGUCUCAGAGGUCAUGCCGGCUCGGUGCAGGACAGCUGAAACGCACACAGUGUAGAAUCGACGUGGAGACGCCCGACUCCAUCCUGGUGAACACCAACCUCAGGGCGAUCAUCAACAAGUACACGUUCUCCGCGCUGCCGCCGAAGCGCCAACAGAAGCUGCUCACGCUUCUCCCGGAAGUUGACCGGCAGGCCUGCGUGGACGGCCUGCUGAAGCUCACGGGUUCUGCCCUGAACAACGAGUUCUUCACGUCGGCGGCUCAGUCCUGGAAGGAGAGGCUGGCUGAGGGGGAAUUCACUCCCGAGCUGCAGCUACGAAUGCGCCAAGAAAUAGAGAAGGAGAAGAGAGUGGAGCUGUGGAAGGAAGUCUUCUUUGAGAACUAUUAUGGGCAAAAUUCUGGGUUCAGCUUUGAGGAAUCCAAAGAGCUGACUGAGGCUGAUGUGCAUCACGAGUCGAGCAGGCCGCGUUCCCCGCCCCGCCAGACAGGACCCACCGAUCCCAAGGUCACCGAGGACGGCGGCGGCCGGAGCGAUGCUGCCGCGGCGAAAGACGCGAGGCCCGCGAAGGAUCCUCCGAAGACGCAGCCCGCUCAGAGAGAGCCCGUCUCCACCGGCGAGCCCAUGAAGACACGGCGAGCGCAGUACGCCGAGGAUCGGCAGUUGAGCGGCGCGGCGGCGCAGCCCGGGCCGCCAACAGCCGCGACGAAAGCACCCGACGGCGAGAGGUCGGCCGAACGGGCCGAGGCAGCUGAAGAGGGAGCGAAGGAGGAGGAAACCCAGCUCCCCGAGUCGCCUGUGAAGAAGAGCCGACCGCCGGCGAUGACUAGUUUGGAGAUGAACGAGGAUCGGCCGAUGUCCGUCGUUACGCCGGCCGAGGAGAGCACGGAGGUCGUCUCUGAGCCCUCGGAGCCGCUGAAGAGGAAAUCCCUCAGUGAGAUCGGGGAUGAUUCCACUCCAGAGAAAAGGCCCCGCGUCUCCUCCGUCUUUCCCCCAGCGUCGUCCGCACCGAGCGCCGCCGCUCCGGCUCCAUCGACGCAUCCCAGGGUUCCACCGCUCACGAUCCCAGCGGCACAAAUUCUUCCCGUUCCUUCGUCGACGAGGCCGGUCUCGCCCAGGACCCCCCUCCCGGCCCUGCUCAGCAGCCCGGUUCGCACCGGCGCUCGCACUUUGGCUGACAUCAAAGCCAAAGCUCAGCUCGCCCGGGCGCAGCGGGCAGCAGCAGCGGCCGCCGCCGCAGUGUCAUCCGCAGCCAAGGGAGCGGUGCCGGGCCCGGGGGGAGGAGGAGGUGGUGUAGAGCAGGCACGGCCGUUGGCGAGCCCGAGCUCAACGGCCCCGACCGGGUUACCAGCCUCCAGCUGCAGCUCCAGUCGGACCGCUGCACCUCCAUGUCGCCCGCUGGACCCAAACUGGUCUCAAACUUCUCACCCCACCAGAACCCAUGAAGAACGCCAACCUGCCGGUUCUGUCGGCGCAGGAACCGGCAGCGUUGACAUUCAGCACUUUCCGUCAUCUCUGCACUCUGUGACGGGACAGGAGAACCCGUCACUCGCUGGAUCAACCGAGACCAGCUCCUGUCUCCCCGCAAACAACCCACUGGUCGCUCGGCUCCUGCAGGUCCUCCCGAAACCGCUUUCCCCGGUGGAGGUGAAGAUGUCGAACGUACCCUGUGGGAGCAAAGGGUCCGAUCAGCUGUCCCACCAGAUCAAUGCAGCAGGACGGGCAGCACCGGGCUCAGAGUGCACGAGACACCGCAGGGAACCUCCCGAUAAGGAGACUCAGGAGCAGAUCCUGCAGGCGCUGAUGCAGAGGAAAGGCCGGCCGGGCCAGCCUCAUGGUGGUCCGGGGCCUCAGCAGCACCAACACAGAGUCCACCAGCCGGUGCGUGCAGAAGAACCUGAGGACCGGUCCAGGAUUUCCGUCGGAUUUCUCGGUCGAAAGAGGAUCCCCAAGCCCGCCGUGACGGGGCAUUACCUGCUCAACGUGUCCACGUACGGCCGAGGACCGGCGAGCAAGAGGCUGCUGCAGCCGGCCGGCAUCCCCAACCUGUCCAGUUGGAAAAGGGAAAGCGCAGAAGAAGACGAGGAGGAGGAGGAAGAGGAGGAGGCGGCGGAGGCUAAGGAAGAAGAACCCGCCAGGAAAUGUUUCUUUCCUGCUUCGGUGGUCAAAAAGGAGCAGCACGGAUUCUCCAUAACCACGUCCGAGGAGGCGGCGAGGAUUCAGCAUCGCUCCGAUAUCAAGACCGAGAGCGGGUCGGAGGACGGCGUCGAUGGCGCCAAAGACGCCGCCGCCUUUUCUCAGUACCUCGAACUCCGCAAUAGCAACGGAGGACACUCCCAGCCAUAUCUCCCACUCGAUAAUCGUGACUUGGCGGCGGCGGCGGCGGCGCGCUACGGCGGCACCAUCAGCAUGUCCGUGCCUCACACGCUGAGCCACGCCGGCGCCGGUUCGUCCGUGGCUGCGGCCGAGUCCGGCGGCGGCGUGGUGUCCUUCUCGGUGACCGUCACCACCAUACCCGCCGGUCGCUCAAUGGACCGCGGCGACCACGGCGAGCCUUCGCCGCCCGGGCAGUCGUUCAUGGAGGGCGGCGGCGUGGAGGACGUGCAGUCCAAGUGCUACUGCCGGCUGAAGGCCAUGAUCGUGUGCAGCGGCUGCGGAGCCUUCUGCCACGACGACUGCAUCGGGCCCUCCAAGCUGUGCGUGUCGUGUUUGGUCGUGCGGUGACGUGAACCGAUACCGAGAACUAAUGAAUCGGAUUGAAGCGAGGGCGGAGGAUAAAACAACCUCCAGCACGUGGCCGCUGUAAGACGAAAAGAACUUCCGAGGAUUUACACUGGAUGUUUUUUUUGUUUCAACGACACGGAUGCAACGUUUUUUUGGUUGCUUUCGUGCAUUUCUUUCGGAGAGAAAUGUCCAAUCAGUUUUUUAAAAAAUCAUCAGUAUGAAAAUUUUAAGUCUGGCAAUGUUUGCACUCGGUGAGGAUUAGCGUGAUAUAUAUUUUUAAAUAAAUACGUAUAUAUAUGUGUAGUAGUUUAACAACGACGAAAAAAAGGAGGGAAAAAUGAAUGUUGAUAUUUUUGUAGAACAUAAUGACUGACACUUUUUUAUAUUAAUCGGCCUGAUAGUUGUGGUUUAAAGGCUAAAAAAUAAAAUAAAGGGCGCUAAUGAUAAUCAUUCGUUGUAGAGGACAUCCUGGCAUUUAUGCACGAGUGGCAGGAAAGUGUAACUCACGGUAACUGUUUUAUAUUUAAAAGAAAUACAUUUAUUACUGAUCGGAUUUAAGAACAAAUAAAAAAGAAGAUGUAUAGUUUUAGAAAGAGAAUAUAAAUGAACGGCAUUUUGAUGCCAUGAAAUCAUUUUUUGACCAACAGUUAAACGGCAAAGCACUUAAAAACCACCUGGAUAUGAGGUAGUACCUGUGUACUGUACUUCAUAAAAAAAACAUAUAUAUAUAAUAAUAAUGUAUAUAUAAAAAUGCCUACAUGUUCCGUUUGGCAGACUGAGAUCUUUUCUAGGUCACUUCCUACUGUGUGAACCUUCAUUUAUUCACCCAAAAAACAAACAAAAAAGCAAGUUUGUCUUUUGAAAUAUUUGCAGUGAGAAGAAACUCAAUGCAACAUGAAGAAAACUGUAAAUAUGUGCUAAUAUUUACAGUAUAUUCCUAGAUGUAGAAAUGUGUUUUUAAUUGUAUUCGCGCGGCACACGUUGCUUAUAUCUUGUUUAUUACAAAAGGAUUUUUUUUAAUGUGGAAAUGAAAUGGAAGAAAAACAGUACCUUUAUGCUAAAAAUGCUAAACGCUUUUAUCAUGAAAUGAUUUGAGCGUAGCGACGCGUCACUUUGACAGGCGAGUGGAACACCUCCAUAUUUAAAUGGCCUUUCUUAUUCCAGAGAAAUUUAGAGCAUUUUAAUGUGGCGGGAGCACAAAAUAUGACUGGAUCCUGUUUAAAUAACGCACAUCUAUAAUGUGUACAAUGAAUUUGGAUGACGUAAACACAUCGUGGACCCCUGCUUCACCUCACAAUAGCAUUCAGAAUUACCUCGGUAAGGUUUUUUGGCAAUUUUCAAAUUAAGACUUUUAUUUUGAAAUCUCCCAGAGGUGCAAAGUAAAGGCCUGUUUCAUAGAAAUUAUGUUCAAGGUAACAUGCCAAGUCACCUUUUUUUUUUUUUUUUAAAGAGUCAUAAAGUAAUAUAUUUUAAUAUAAAAAAAACCUUUUUUAAAAAAUGUUUUAAUCAACACGGUAUUUACUAUAAUAAUAUAUUGGCUGUCCGUUUUUUGUUUUUUUCUAUAAUUUUGUUUUGGACUGGGCAGACCACCAUACAGAGAAUAACUUUACUUUUAUAAAUGAAAUUGCCCAGGUAUCAAUAUCCCAGCUUUUUGUCAAUGGAUCUCGUUGAUCUGUAUGUUCCCAUGGAGAUCUUGUCGUAUAUGUGUGUAAUGUUUGUGUCAUUACCUUAUGAAAACUAAAAGAUCUCUUUUUAAAGCACCAUUUGUAGGUCAGUGGAUUAAACAAAGUCCAUUUUUUAAAUGUAUUUAUUAUUAAAUGGGGCUUUAUGUCUUGUGGAAAAUAGUUUUUUUAGAGUCCGGAGAAGUUUUCCACAUAAUUUGUAGCAUAGUAAUUUCACUAAAACUGGCAUACCAGUGUUUUAUUUAGUUAACACAAAUUUAAUAUAUUCCCCCAUAAAUAUUUAGGUCCUAUUUGGUUGAAUGUGAUGUUAGAAUGUUGUAUUUAACUCGUGUUUGGGGACUGGAUUGCACUGCAAAAAACAAUUAACAAACACAAUCAAACAACUCAAAAGGCAGCUGAAAUCUUUGUUAAGGGACUGAAACGUGAGGCGGUGAAGUUCUACCCGUUGUGUGUGCAUUCAGAAGAGAAAUUCAUAGAAAUAAUGUCCACAAAGAGGUCAUGGGCAAUCAUCACCAUUUUGGAAAUGUCAACUGUCAUCUCUAUGAAUUUGUUCAAUAUGUCUGUCUUCUUGUCUCCAUUUAAACUCCAGGGUGAAUGUAAUCAGCACUUAUAAACAACAAAGUGUAUUUUAUCAGAAGUUAUAGACUAUUAUGAAUAAAUAAUGAAAAGAUAA
This is a messenger RNA of Pseudoliparis swirei, 5949 nucleotides long. RefSeq names its product ASXL transcriptional regulator 2 (gene asxl2). Gene Ontology annotation, biological process: animal organ morphogenesis; positive regulation of transcription by RNA polymerase II. The coding region runs from base 220 to 3594 and encodes 1124 amino acids. The transcript has 12 exons. Gene Ontology annotation, cellular component: PR-DUB complex. The record is from RefSeq and is a predicted model, not a curated record. Gene Ontology annotation, molecular function: DNA binding; chromatin binding; peroxisome proliferator activated receptor binding. NCBI's taxonomy places the organism in Eukaryota, Metazoa, Chordata, Actinopteri, Perciformes, Liparidae.